Molecule: messenger RNA, 1128 nt
Organism: Fusarium venenatum
Lineage: Eukaryota; Fungi; Ascomycota; Sordariomycetes; Hypocreales; Nectriaceae
Product: leucine carboxyl methyltransferase 1
Biological process (GO): C-terminal protein methylation
Molecular function (GO): protein C-terminal leucine carboxyl O-methyltransferase activity
Source: RefSeq, a predicted model, not a curated record
AUGCCCGCCCCCGAGAUACCCAACCUCCUCAGUUCUCUUCGAAGCGCUCGCGGAGGUCGAGGCCGUGGAAGAGGGAGAGGCGGCCAUGCCUCCUCAUCCGCUACUCACGACUCCACCAUUCAAGGCACUGAUACAGAUGCCUCCGUCUCGAGACUAAGCGCCGUCGAUCUUGGAUAUCUGGAUGAUCCUUAUGCUCAGUAUUUUGUCCAGAGCUCUGCUGGCCCAGCAGCUAGACGACUGCCUAUCAUUAACAGAGGAACAUACACAAGAACAAUUUCUCUUGAUACUCUUAUCGAAUCAUUUCUCAGUGCGGAUCAAGGUGUUGAGUCAGGUUCUACACCGAAACAAAUUGUUUCGCUAGGCGCUGGUACUGACACACGACCCUUUCGACUAUUCGCUUCCAAGGCUCGCCCUGGAUUGGUCUAUCAUGAGCUUGACUUUGAAGUCGUGACAUCAAAGAAGCUACGGACUGUUCAAGCUGUCCCCGCGCUAAGAAAUAUCUUAACAAAUGUUGCACAACUAACAGAGCAUUCCUGGUCGAGUACACCUGCGGGAGGUGAAUACUAUUGUCAUGGUCAAGACUUGCGUAACUUUUCUCUGUCCAGGGCUUCAAAUGAGGAUCAUGAUACCCAAGAAACACCACAGGAAAAAUCUGAGAUUACUCUCCCCGGCCUUCGCACCGACAUCCCCACGCUGCUCUUGUCGGAGUGCUGCCUCUGCUAUCUCAACGGCACCGAAGCCUUAGACGUGCUCAACUUCUUCACAUCCCGUAUACAAAACCUCGCAACCGUUAUCUACGAGCCCAUCCGCCCAGAUGACGCAUUUGGCAAGAUGAUGGUGUCAAAUCUCGCAGCGCGACGCAUAGAGAUGCCUACGAUCAAGAUGUACCCAACGCCCGAGGACCAGCGAGCGCGGAUGAGCAAGGCCGGUUUUGAGACCGUGCAACAUAUGACAAUUGAAGAUAUCUGGCAGAACUGGGUAUCGCCCGAGGAGAAGCAGCGUGUGGAUUACCUGGAGGGGCUAGAUGAGGUUGAGGAGUGGAAGUUGUUGGCGGCGCAUUAUAUCGUCGUUUGGGCUUCAAGAGGGAGCGGGUUUGGAAAUUGGAGAGGCAUUCAGGUGGGGGCUUAG